This is a messenger RNA of Penicillium soppii, 465 nucleotides long. RefSeq lists its product as uncharacterized. NCBI's taxonomy places the organism in Eukaryota, Fungi, Ascomycota, Eurotiomycetes, Eurotiales, Aspergillaceae. The transcript is spliced from 2 exons. The record is from RefSeq and is a predicted model, not a curated record. Bases 1 to 465 code for a protein of 154 amino acids.
AUGUUUAAUACAUUCUACUCACUUAAGACUAUGAUUGCGCAACAGUAUGGUGCGCGUCUCCGGGUUAUCUUUCGGCAGCAUAUACAACCCUGGCAUCCAUCCUCCACCCUGACACAUGAGGCUGGAGCGGCAGUUCUUCAGCUUGCCCCCGAGAAAUUCUGGGAGUUCAGUGCAGCUUUGUUCAAACAUCAAACAGAGUUCUUUGAUAUCAGUGUCGUGAAUGAAACCCGCAACAAGACAUACGAACGACUUGCAAUAAUUGCCGGCAGCGUUGGAAUAGAUGAGAAGAAGUUACUCGAUUUGCUAACUAUUAGCGAAACACCCGGCGAGGAUGGGCAACUAAACGCUGGAAACAAAGUAACCAACGAUAUCAAAUGGAUGGUCAAGGGAGCGGAAGAGCGCAGCAUCAGUAGCAGCUUCACCACUGACCAGUGGGAAGAAUGGCUGGAUAAGAAUGUGAUCUGA